AUGUCAGUAGCUGUAAUACAAGGAUCAUCAGGUGCUCUCGGACUUGCAUUAUCUAGACAUAUCUUGAGACAUACCGACCUUUCAGUAUACGCAUUAACGCAUCGAAGUUCAUCUCAAGAAUCUGAUGUACUGAGAGACGAGAUAUUAGAUGGAUCCAACAAAGGGAAGGAAAGGCUGAAUGUCAUUGGUGAUGUGGAUAUAACUAAUGAAGAAGGUCUAAGUAGAGCUGCAGAGUUGGUCAAAGGGAGAGAAGGUGAUAGGGUCAGAUUGGUAGCUUGUAUGGCUGGUAUAUUGACUCCCGAGAAAUCAUUAUCUGCAAUCGACCCUUCUACUGCUCUUGCCCAAUUUCAGAUAAAUACAAUAGGACACUUAUUAACAUAUAAACAUUUCGUUCCUCUUAUUCCAUCGAAAAAGAGAUUCAACACUUUAUCCUCCGGCUGGUCACAAGAUGAAGAUGGUGAUCCUGCUCGUGGAUUGAUUUUCAAAGAUAAUAGUUUAUGUUGGUCGAUGAGUGCUAGAGUGGGUAGUAUAUCUGAUAAUGAGAGAGGUGGAUGGUAUUCCUAUCGAGCAUCAAAAGCAGCGUUAAACCAAAUAAUACGUACUUUGGACCACGAAUUGGUGAAUAAAAACUCAUCAGCUGUGGCAGUUGGAUAUCAUCCAGGAACAGUUAUCACAGGAUUCACUAAACCUAUAAUAGGAUCAAAUGCUAAACCUGAUCCUGAAAAUGGAAAGUUUGAUAUAGAUCAAGCUAUUCAACGGAUGACGGGAGUAAUGGGGAAAAUCAAUAGAACGGAUGAUGAUAAAUGGAAGGGGCGAUGUUGGGAUUGGAAAGCUGAAAAAAUACAUUGGUAG
This is a messenger RNA of Kwoniella shivajii, 852 nucleotides long. RefSeq lists its product as uncharacterized. The coding region runs from base 1 to 852 and encodes 283 amino acids. Lineage: Eukaryota; Fungi; Basidiomycota; Tremellomycetes; Tremellales; Cryptococcaceae. The transcript is spliced from 3 exons. Gene Ontology annotation, cellular component: cytoplasm. The record is from RefSeq and is a predicted model, not a curated record. Gene Ontology annotation, molecular function: oxidoreductase activity.